UCACCCGGCUGCCAAACAAGCUGGCCUCUGCCACAAUGGCUCUGCCAGGCACAUAGGAGCCUGCAAGGGGUGGACAAACUGGAGUCUGGAGGGGGCAGAGCCCCUGGGAUGCCCAGUAGAGCAUCCAUACCAGCUCUCACCCCCCUGUUCUAAGGGGGAGGGGCAGUUCCCCGAAAGGUCCCUUCUCUCCCUGCCAGAGAGGAAGAGGGGCACAGCCGGGCCAGAGAGGACCUGACCCUACUCUCCUGCCCCUGGAUGGUUUAUUAUUAUUAUUUUGGGGUCUCUUUUGUAAAUUAAAUAUAAAACAAUUUCUUCUGUGCUUGGACUGUCUGCAACUAGGCCAGGACAUGUGAAAGAGAAUCCAGGGUCUCUCAGACUCUCUGCUGGGGACUUCUUAUCUGUCAAAUGCCAUCUGUGGGACCUGGAGGCCCAGAGCUGUCCAUUCCGCUGUUGCCUGAUGGGGCAGGGGCCAGUGGGACUAGAGGGACUCACAUUCCACCCCAACACCAAGGACCUUGCUUUCUCCAUAUUGAUUGGAAAGUGGUUGGGCCUAACCUUCUGUGAGGGACCGGGCUCAUUGUGUUUCUCCUACUUGCCCCUGGAUCCCCAGCUGGGCCAGUGCCAGUCACCUCGCCUUGCCCACCCAGGGAGAAAGGGGAAGUGGAUGUUUGAUCUUCCCAGGCUGGGCAAGUAGCCAGACCACCCCUCCCUGCUGUUCCCACAGGCAAGGGCGUCUCCUCCACUCCCUGCUCCCAAGGGCAGUAGACUCCAGCCACACAGCCCUCUCUCCAGCUGGGUCGCAGUCCUCCACUGGGGUUUGGGAUCUGAACGCCAAGGUCUCAUCCCUGUCCCACUGCAAAGAUGCAUGAUGGGGCGAGAGGGAGGUGUCUUGAGCCUGGGAGCAGAGACAACCUCAAAGAUCACUUCUGUCCCGGCCGUGGGAAGUAUAGCCUGUCCUCAGCUGUCCCAAGGGAGACAAGUAGCAGCUGGAGCAGUUGGACUGGCUCUGGACUGCUUUACUACCCUGCUUCUGAAGGAAGUUACCUGGUGUGUCUCUGCCCUUCUCCUCAGCCAUCAAACCCACAUCUGAAGGUCCCCUUGUCCAUAUCGGCGAUGACACAGCCCCUGUCCUCAGCAAACACUGGCUGUGGAGAGAAACAGCCAAGUGGUGAAGAGGGGGCGCGGGCAGCCCAGCCACAAGGGAGAUAUCCGUGAGGUAGUCCUUCCUACACUGAGUUGAAAAGGGAAGAGGAAGCUUGAUGCGAGAGACAAAGCAUGGGCAAAAUCUGGAGGAAGUCAGAACACAACUGGGACUCACAGUUUGAGGCUAGGGGCUACAGCAGGCAGGGCAGGAGGGGCAGCCCAAGAGCAGCACUAAGCCUGACUUUGCCUGACGGUGGUGACUCCCUUACCCAUUCAGUAAAUAAUGCAUACAUGUGCCGGUGCUGGGCUGGGAUGCAUGUGUGAGGCACACCACAAAGAGCCCUGUCUCCAUGGGGAUGCACACUAGAUGCGAAGGCUGAGUCAGAAGUGGUCAUGGGAGCAGAGCCUGGAGAAGCAAGCCCCACCAAAUUGAUGUCAACUCAGGUUGUAAAGUGAUCCCUUAUCCCUCUGGCUGGUGAUGGCAAAGAAUGAGGGAAAGGGGUUGGGUGGUAGUUCAGGGAAGGCAAUGUCAGUUCACAUGGCGGAGGAGGACGCUGGGGCGGAAGGGUGCCCGGAUGUUCAUGGCUAUGGUGGGGAGUGGCCUGCUAGACAGAAGAUGAAGGUAUUGUCAAUAAGGUCGUGAGAUAAUGGAGCCAAUAAAAAGAGGGCAAAGAAGGAGAAGCUGAAACUUGUUUCCCUUACACCUAUGACUUCCCAUACCCAGCUGGGACCCUCAAACACACCUGUGAGCUAUCCCACACGCAUCUGUAACACCCACAUCUGUGAUCUCUCCCACCGAGCUUGGACCCCUACACGUACAUGUGCAAAGCUGUGAUUUCCUUCACAUGUUGACCUUAUACAACUGCUACCUUCCCCAAACAGCUGUGGCCUGUACCUACCCAGCUGUGACACCUCCGUGCAAACCUGUGAUCACUUCACAUCACUUUCCAGGAGGACCUGGAAAGACAGCCUUGUGGAAAGUGCAACUCAGGGACAGCCGGAUCUGUGGGUGGGCAGGUGGGGGUAAUGGGGAGUGAGGUGGCCUAGGCAGGGUAUGAGAGCAGAGAGGGCAGGCAGGGCUGGACCACAAAGCUGGAGUGACCCCAGACACACACAGAACUUGGGCCCAUCUGGCCAGACCAACUCAGCAAGGGCAGGUCUAUUGGCAGGGCCCUGGGGUCAGGGAGGGCUUUGGGUGUUCCUUCCUGCCAUUCCACCAUUAGAACUUCUCCCCAAACUGAGGCCAGCUGGAGGAUGCUGGCCUGAUGGUUGGCUGGAUUGUGCCAAUUGCAGCCUAGGUUUCUAGGGGCACCAGAAGGUAGUACAAAGCCUUAGGGAGAGGGAGUCAGGGCUGCCUUGAUGUUCUCCUGUCCCCUCAGCCCUGGGGAGUUGUGCCAGUCUCCCUGAGCCUGGUGGCCAUCACUCUGGGACCCUGCUUCCACCAGGACCAGCAGCCACCAUCUCUGUGAUUAGAUGCUGUGCUUGGGUCCUCGCUGAUGUACCCACAGCCCCCUGGCACCAUGGGCCCGCUGUCAGCUUCUCCAUCCUUGCCUGCAGGACCAGGUCCAGAUGAUAGCCAGUUGUGUCACUGCUUCAUUGACCACCAUGCCAGGCAGGGGAUCACCACCUCAGGCUCAGACUGGGCUGCAGACUCACUCAGGUAGCACUUUCACCUGGGCCAGGGACAUGAUGUUCCCUUCACCCCACCCUGACAGGCAAGCCUGGGCCUGGGGACCUAGCAGGUCUCAAUAAUCAGCUUCUGAAUCAGCAAACAAGUGAAAUCACAAAGGAAUGAACAAACAUGUGGUCACUGACACACCCGUGGUCAAACAUGGGAUCUCAUAGUCACAGGACAGCAGAGUCUUCAACACCCAAUCCAGUCACCGGGUCCCACACUUGCACAUACACCCUCUACUGGAGCUGGCACAGAGGCCUAGAUAGUAGCUGACCUGGGCUUCGCAAAGACACACUCACUGACCAGCCCUGACUUCACAGACACAGCGCCUUUCAGACUCAAGUCCCGAAAGCAGAAGUGACUUCCCCCCCUAGGCAUAGUCAGUAUAGGGUCUGAGGCCACAAUACUUCUAGGGACCCCCAAAAUCUUAAUUUUUUUAAUCAGAAGAAGAUAUAUAUUAAUAAUGAAUAUAUAAUGACUUAGGUUGGGAUUAUAUUUGUCUUUAUACCAACAUAGUUGUAAAAUGUAUUUUUUGACGUUUUGAGAAAGGGUCCCAAAAAAGCAAAAGUGCUUAAGGCCCACAAAUGUCACAGUGCAGCUGUGCAGGAAAGUACGCUCCCUUGGUAUAGGUACUGAGGCACCCAGACUCCAGUACCACAGACAGGCCUGCCAGCUGGGUCUGCCAACCAAACAGCAAACCCCUCCCCCGCACUGCCUCCACCCCCACCCCAACACAAAGCCGCAAAGCCCUGCCCUAGUGCUGACCCAGUGGGCGGGGCCGCUUCCGGCCCAGCCCCACCUCCUACCAAGGCACUUUGUUAGGGGUGCUGAGGUGGCUCAGCUGCCUGGCCCAGCCCUCCAACCCCGGGCCUGCCCCUCAGCCCGCCCCCAGACUGGGUGGGGUGACCCCCUACAAAAGCUCAGAGUUUCCAGCAGCAGCAGCUUCCUCCAAGAGUCUGGUGCAGCUGGGGGCAGAGUUGAGGAACAGAAUCUUGCUGAGCCCUGCCUAGGCCCUCAGCCUGGGGUCAGGAAGUCUGGAGGAUGAGGCCCUUCAGCCCUGAGGUUUCACUAGAACCACCCUGUGCCAUGGCAGUCCACCUGCUUCCCAUCUACGCCCUCUUCCUGACCUUGCUGGACAAAACCCAAGGCUCCAGGAGCCCCAUGGUACCCAACCAGCCCUUCACCACCAUCUGGAAUGCAAACACCCAGUGGUGCCUGGAGAAAUACGGUGUGGACGUGGACGUCAGUGUCUUUGAUGUGGUGGCCAACCCGGGGCAGACCUUCCGCGGCCCUGACAUGACCAUUUUCUACAGCUACCAGCUGGGCACCUACCCCUACUACACGUCUGCCGGGGAGCCUGUGUUUGGUGGGCUGCCCCAGAAUGCCAGCCUGGAUACCCACCUGGCCCACUCAUUCCACGACAUCCUGGCUGCCAUCCCUGCGUCUGACUUCUCAGGGCUGGCAGUCAUCGAUUGGGAGGCAUGGCGCCCACGCUGGGCCUUCAACUGGGACGCCAAAGACAUUUAUCGGCAGCGCUCACGGUCACUGGUGCAGGCGCAGCAUCCUGACUGGCCAGCGCCUUGGGUGGAGGCCGCAGCUCGGGACCAGUUCCAGGAGGCUGCACAGGCCUGGAUGGCAGGCACCCUCAAGCUGGGGCAAGCACUGAGGCCUCGUGGCCUCUGGGGCUUCUAUGGCUUCCCUGACUGCUAUAACUAUGACUUUCUAAGCCCCAACUAUACAGGCCAGUGCCCCCCGGGUAUCUGUGCCCAGAAUGACCAGCUGGGGUGGCUGUGGGGUCAGAGCCGUGCCCUCUACCCCAGCAUCUACAUGCCUACAGAGCUAGAGGGCACAGGGAAGGGACAGGUGUAUGUGCGGCACCGUGUAGGUGAGGCAUUCCGUGUGGCUGUGGGUGCUGGGGACCCUGAUCUGCCAGUGCUGCCCUAUGCCCAGAUCUUCUACGACGGGACGAACCGCUCUCUGCCCUUGGAUGAGCUGGAGCACAGCCUGGGGGAAAGUGCAGCCCAGGGGGCAGCAGGAGUGGUACUCUGGGUGAGCUGGGAGAACACAAGAACUAAGGAAUCAUGCCAGGCCAUCAAGGAGUAUGUGGACACCACACUGGGGCCCUUUGUCCUCAACGUGACCAGCGGGGCUCUCCUGUGCAGUCAAGCCCUAUGCUCAGGCCAUGGUCGCUGUGCCAGGCGCCCCAGCCACCCUGAGGCCCUCCUCAUCCUCAACCCCACCAGUUUCUCCAUCCAGCCCACACCUGGUGGCGGGCCCCUGACCCUACAAGGUGCCCUCUCACUUGAGGAUCGGAUGCAGAUGGCUGUGGAGUUCAAAUGUCGCUGCUACCGUGGCUGGAAGGGAGCAUGGUGUGAGAAGCAAGGCACGUGGUAAUUGGCCACGAACUAGGAUACACGCAUUGAACAUUUUGUUGACAUUAAAAAUAAAAGUUAUUUUACCAGCAAAAA
Molecule: messenger RNA, 5286 nt
Organism: Herpailurus yagouaroundi (jaguarundi)
Lineage: Eukaryota; Metazoa; Chordata; Mammalia; Carnivora; Felidae
Gene: HYAL2
Product: hyaluronidase 2
Exons: 4
Coding region: 3860-5212 (450 amino acids)
Biological process (GO): carbohydrate metabolic process; hyaluronan catabolic process
Cellular component (GO): cytoplasmic vesicle
Molecular function (GO): hyalurononglucosaminidase activity; hyaluronoglucuronidase activity
Source: RefSeq, a predicted model, not a curated record